Molecule: messenger RNA, 2519 nt
Organism: Brassicogethes aeneus
Lineage: Eukaryota; Metazoa; Arthropoda; Insecta; Coleoptera; Nitidulidae
Source: the annotation of a GenBank genome assembly
UAAUUUGUUUAAUAACAAUAAUUACAUAUAAAAGUAUAUGCCAUAAGCUUCCAAACACAACUAAAAAAACUUUUGAUUUUACAUUUAGAGUCAUAGGACAAGCAUUCUAAUUCUAAUUUAAUUUUACGCGCGAGUACUUCAUAGUAGUGCGAAUAAAAGGUCAACUUUGGGGUGGUGCUGAGUCUUUUGUAUACAAUAUAUAUAUAAAAAAAAUACGUUUUAUUGUGGACUGGUCUAUUGACAACGUGUUAAUGAUGUUUCUGACUAAUUUUUUUAAAGUUCAUUUUUCUUUUUUUUUGGCGCGCUAAUGUGGACGUUCGUCCUUAUGUGCGCCACCUGGAAAGAAAAUUAAUGGAAACUUUUGACAAAAAAAUUAAGAUUAUUUACGCUGAAAAGAGAGUUUCUUGCUCCAUUUUCCGCUACUCUUUUAACCUAUAAGGAUUUAUUUAAAACGUUCGGUCAGUUGCAACGCAACAGCGAGAAGCAAUACUUAACUCACCCAGAAGAAAUUUGCCUGAAAAUUGUACGGCUGAAGAUUUGAUGAUGGGAGAGUGCGAUAAUGUGCCCGAGCUUCUCACUUGUUUUUUGGAAUCACUCAUUUGGGGUUAUAUGUCUCAUAUAUCCAAAAAGAAACGUGAAAGUAGAAAAAAUAAAAAUGAACUUUAUAUUUUUUCCAUUGGUAAAGAUCUGAUCUACGCAGCUUCUGGCCACAAAAUUAAAACAUCUAAGCACAUUACCCUAGGUCUGACAGUGAAGAGCUUAUGCAACAGUAAGAAAGUUGUUAACAUAUUGUCAAAAUAUGGGCACUGUUGUUCUUACACAACUCUAGAAGAGCUAGAAACUGAGCUGACAUUUUCAACGGUAAAUAGCGGCUACGUAUGCCCUGAAGAUAUUCUACGUCGCCCGGACUUGAAUACUGGUGUUGCAUUCGACAAUUUAGACCGUUUCGUGGAAACCAUGAACGGCAAAGAUACUCUGGAUGAUACAGUGGGAUUAUUUACCAGGAUAUCGUACAAAAUCCGGAUUUGGUGUCUGGAAUCUUGUAGACCUUGUGUACAUGAAAAUUCAAUAACCGAUGAGAUCGCGCGUGGUAGUUUUCCAGAAUUAUCCGUCACCACUAGAAAAACAAAAUCCCGAAAACGCAGGGCUUUUGAAGAAGUUAAUUAUGAAAUACAUCCAUUUACCAAGAAAUUAAAAAUUACCAACUGGAGUCAGCUAAAAUAAAUAAAUAUACGCGCAAAUAAAUAGACUCUUGUACAGUGGUGAUAUAUAAAUAAUUAGUAGAUAAGUGUUUAGUUACUUUUAUAGUUUCUUGGUGUUUUAAGUGUAAUUUAGUUAUAAAAUAAAUAGUUUAGUUCGUUAAUAAACCAGUGCGUGUUUUAAUUCGCACUACGAACAGUUACAAUAUCUUUUUUAUCAUCAUUUUAAUUACUUACAUUACUCCAUACAUUUUUCCUGUAACAGGUGGUCUUGAGGUGUUUAUGUCUUGUCCAUGCUGUUUACCAUUGUCAAUAAAUCGACCCAAACCCAACCCACCACCACCACCUGCAAUGGCAAGGGGCAUUUUAUGGCUGUUUCGAUUUUUCUGGAAGAAAAUUAAUUGUUUGAUACUUUUUUAGCAUCUCAGAGCUUAAUAAAGCUCCAGACACUUUAAGUGUGUCAAAACAGAUAGACGUUACGUCGAUGUUAUUACAUAUGUAUGAAAAAUCCGAUGUGCCAAUGUGGGUCGGAUUUCACAACAAGAUUCUAACAGAUGAUUCGCGAGUUCAAAAAAUUUCAUACCUUACUCCCAUAAAUAAAUCUCCGACCAACAAUUCAACUGUCUUGAAAACUCUAGAAUUAAGUCAGGAGAUUGCAUAUGAAUGUCAAGCACCCUAUAUACAGAUAACCUAUGAUUUAGUUAUUGCUCGCACUAGUUAUUGCAUUCAAGCUCAAGAAUCUCCUAGAUUUGACAAUAUUUUUAUUCAUUUGAGGGCCUUCCAUAUUGAAAUGGCUUUCUUCAAGGCAAUUGGCAGUUUCAUUGGAGAUUGUGGACUGAGCAAUAUCAUGUCUGAAUGUGAACUGAUCGCUAAUGGCUCAGUUUCAGGUUUUAUUAGUGGAAAAAAUUACAACAGAUGUAAACGGCUACAUUCUCUCGUGUCAUUGGCAUUGGAACAAUUACAUUUCGAGGCAUUUUUGGAGAACAAGCAAUUGACGGUCGGGGAAUCAGUGUUAGAAUAUCUUACCACAUUUUUGAGUCACAAAGAUGUCUCUCCCCAAGUUCAGCAUGCGGAAACACAACGUCUCAUUCAAGCUUAUGAGGAAUACACUGAAGACACAUUAGACGGUAAGCACGGAAAAACAGCGCAAUUUUACGCAAUGUACAUCGAUUUUGUAAAUCUUUACCACUUAUUUAUUAAAAGUAUUAGAGUUGGAGAUUUAGAUUUGUACUUAUACACCAUUGCGAAGAUCGUCUGCUUAUUUUUCUACUACAAUCAACCCAACUAUAGUCGAUGGCUAGUGUGUUACAUUAAUUUACU